Molecule: messenger RNA, 1653 nt
Organism: Pediculus humanus corporis (human body louse)
Lineage: Eukaryota; Metazoa; Arthropoda; Insecta; Psocodea; Pediculidae
Product: synaptic vesicle protein, putative
Exons: 10
Coding region: 1-1653 (550 amino acids)
Biological process (GO): transmembrane transport
Cellular component (GO): membrane
Molecular function (GO): transmembrane transporter activity
Source: RefSeq, a predicted model, not a curated record
AUGAAAAGUCACGUGAGAAAUAAAAAUUUUUUUUCUUUUUGUCUUCUGGUUCGCCGUCACGACGAAGGCGAUGAAAAAGGCGGCAGCAAAGAAAACGAAAUCGCGGAUUUAGACACAGCCAUUAAAUUAACAGGAUAUGGAAGGUAUCACAUAUUUUUGAUUGCACUCGGUGGAUAUUGUUUUUUGUCCAGCGGUCUGGAAUACGGUCUUCACGCAUAUACUCUACCAUACGCACAAUGCGAUUUGAAAAUUUCAACGGCACAAAUGGGUCUGAUAAACGCCAUGUUUAUGGCAGGAAGCAUAACAUGUUCGAUAUUUUGCGGAGCUGUCGCCGACAUAAUCGGACGAAAAAGAGUUAUUAUGGUUGCUCUGAUAUUGGGUGGCAUAUCGACGAUAUCCGCUAGUUGGUCAACAUCUUACGUCAUGUUUGCCGUUAUCAGAUUCAUUUCCGGUUUCAUGAGCGGUGGUCCGGGUUGUUUGAUUUUUUCAUACGUCGGAGAAUUUUGUUCUGAUACCCACAGAGCUAGAGCCAUUUGCAUCAUAGGUUUUUCAUGGACGUUGGCGUGGUUGAUACUUCCGAUCGUGUCGUGGUUGGUAAUACCAUCCGGAUUAUCAUUUGAAAUAUCCGGUUUUAAAUACAACACGUGGAGAACGUUCGUUUCCAUGAUUGGUGGUACUCCGAGCAUAAUAUCCGGUAUACUAAUAACGUAUUUCUGUUCGGAAACUCCGAAAUUUUUAUACGUUCACGGAAGAGAAACCGAAGCCAUUGACAUAUUAAAAAAAAUGUAUCAUAAAAAUACCGGAAAUCCACCCGAAACUUAUCCGGUAAAACGAUUAGUUACGACUUAUGGUGCUAGUAUCGAUGACGUCAAAGAAAAUGGUAUCCACGUGAAAAAAUCAUACAGUCCAAAAGAUGUCGUCAUUAUGGUUUUCUCACAGAUGAGACAAGUUUUCCGUCAUCCUCAUGCGAAAAGAGCCUGCCUUGUUUCAAGUAUUUAUUUUUCUAAUUUUUUCGGGUAUUACGGUUUAGGUUUGUGGCUUCCAGAACUUUUCAAUAGGUUCCAGGCAUAUUACGCAAUACAUCCAGACGAAACGGUUACCGUUUGCGAAUUAUCACGUUAUCAAAAUUUAACGGCGAAAAGUUACGAUUUCGACGAUGUACUUUUAUCAAAUUUAACGAGCACGUGUCCGCAAAGAUCAGUUAAUUUAGCAGUUUUUACAAAUACUUUCAUCAUCGGUUCGGCUGCUUGUGUGGGAAAUGUUUUGGCCGUUCUUUUGGCAAAUAAAGUCGGCGGAAGAAUACUUUCAGUUUUGUCAAUGUUGGUCUCUGGAAUAUGCACCAUCAUUGUUUACUUUUCACGAUCCGAAAUUCAAAUUGUUAUUGUUAAUUGUUUGUUCAUGGCGGGAGUUGGUACGGCCAUGACGACAAUCGGAAGUUGCAUUGUUAAUCUAUUUCCGACUUCUGUAAGAGCGGUCGGCGUUUGCGUCGGUAUAUUAUUCGGUCGUUUGGGAGCCAUUUGCAGUAAUUUAAUUUUCGGUUUGUUAUUGGAUGCAAGUUGCGAAGUUCCAUUUUUCUUCUUAGGAGGUGUUAUCAUAUUCGGAGCUGGUCUUUGUUGGCUUUUACCUAAAAAUUCACAAAAAGCCGUGGAGUGA